This is a messenger RNA of Chaetomium fimeti, 870 nucleotides long. RefSeq lists its product as uncharacterized. The transcript has a single exon. The coding region runs from base 1 to 870 and encodes 289 amino acids. Lineage: Eukaryota; Fungi; Ascomycota; Sordariomycetes; Sordariales; Chaetomiaceae. The record is from RefSeq and is a predicted model, not a curated record.
AUGCAGGGACUAUUCAGCCGGACCUUCUUCGCCACCCUAACCAACAACCGGGAGGUCGUCAUCCAGUUCCGCACUGAGAAGCUGGAUCUCGACGUUUUCAAAGUAGCUAAAGGCGCCCUGGGGCAGGUUAUCCCCGACGCAGUGGCUCUACCCGACGACGAGCUGGAGGCUGAGGGCGUAUGGGCUUACUCGCUCGAGCGUCUGCCAGGGAAGAUGUGGCUGCACGGCGUCGCCGGUAAGGGGGCUGAGGGUCGCGUUGCUGUCAACAAAUCGCUCGGGCGCGUGCUCUCCAAGGGCUGGCUUGGCAACGACAGCGGCGGGGCUGUGUCGACAACAGUCCGGCCGCAUCUCGAGGCCAUACUGGCCAGCCCGCUGGCCGAGGUUGUGGCAUAUCGGCAUGUGCUGCGAGGGUUUCUUGACAAGCUGGACGAGAUCAGCAAGCUGCCGCUUUGGGUCUCGCACUAUGAUCUGAACGACGUCAAUGUUCUUAUUGAUGAGUCGUGCCAAGUUACUGGCUUGAUCGACUGGGAGUUGUCGAAGCCGAAACCCUUUGCCGUAGGUCUUGGCCGCAUCCAUACCCUAGCUGGCGAAUAUACGGGAGGCGAGUUCUGGGUGCCGGACGAGUUCGAGGUUGCCGAACGAGCCUUUUGGGAGGAGCUGUUUGCUGGCAUGUCGGAGAAGACUCGUGGGAUGUUGGAGGCGAACAUCGGCCUCGUUCAGGACGCUGUUAUUCUCGGCACACUCUUGGACGUAUUCUUCUGGGAAGACGGGAAAGUCGGCUGUGGCGAGGUAUCGAUGAAGGCGCUUCCCAAAUUUCUUACGUAUCGGAUUCCCCAGGUAAGGGGAGACGAGCCUCCAUACAGGGAAUAG